Messenger RNA from Carcharodon carcharias (great white shark), 1615 nucleotides. It is a transcript of the gene lrrc57, whose product is annotated as leucine rich repeat containing 57. Gene Ontology annotation, molecular function: protein binding. Bases 255 to 971 code for a protein of 238 amino acids. The transcript has 6 exons. NCBI's taxonomy places the organism in Eukaryota, Metazoa, Chordata, Chondrichthyes, Lamniformes, Lamnidae. The record is from RefSeq and is a predicted model, not a curated record.
AGCUAUGACGCGGUUGCGCUGGCUCCGAGUUCGGGCCGAGCGGAAGUUGCCGGGGCUGUUUUGCACAGAGAUACAGUCGGUUUCCGGAUUAUCGAGCGGACCCGGUUCCGCCCUGUAAUAAGAUAAAGGCGCCACCCACAACAAAUGGAAGAACAGGUCACAGAGACAGGUAUGAUCUGGUGGGACUUGUCUUGAGCAGACCUGGAUGUGACCAGAGAUUGGGGAAAGUUUUUUUGAAUUUAUGCAGUUUUGCCAUGGGGAACAGUGCCCUGAAAGCUCACCUGGAAACUGCACAGAAGACAGGGGUGUUCCAGCUCACGGGGAAAGGCCUGAAUGAGUUUCCCAUGGACCUGCAGAAACUUGCAUCGAGUCUAAGGACGAUGGAUCUGUCAGGAAACAAGAUCGAGAUCUUGCCUUCUGUCAUUGGCCACUUCACAGCUUUGAAGAGUUUGAAUUUGAAUAGCAAUAAAUUGGCUGUUCUCCCAGACGAUGUGGGCAAGCUGAAGAAACUGGAGACUCUGCAUCUCAACAGUAACUCACUGAAACAACUCCCCUCCAGCUUUGGCCAGCUGGCAGCCCUGAAGACCCUGAAUCUCUCUGGGAACCAACUUCGGGAGUUUCCACUUCAGCUCUGCCACCUCCGACACCUGGAUGUGGUGGAUCUGUCCAAGAACCGAAUCCAGCGCCUUCCAGAUGAAUUGGAGCGGUUGCAAGCCAUUGAACUCAAUGUCAACCAGAACCAGAUCUCUCAGAUUUCAUCGCACAUCUCCCGCUGUCCACGGUUGAAGGUUUUGCGGAUUGAAGAGAACUGUUUAGAAAUCUCCAUGAUCCCUGUCAGUAUUCUGGCUGACUCCCAGAUCUCUCUGCUGGCUGUUGAAGGAAAUCUUUUUGAAAUUAAGAAUCUGCGAGAUCAGGAGGGUUAUGAUAAGUAUAUGGAACGUUUCACAGCAACAAAGAAGAAAUUCUCUUGAAGAUCCAAGGUCUCUGCCUUAGUCACAGGAUGAUGGCCCAGCUUAUCUGGGCAGCUGGUUAAAUGGUAGAAGUACCUUACAAUACACUAUACAGUGGAAGUGACUCCAACCCAUUGAAGAAAACUGUGGAAGGGCAGUACGAUGUGAUGCUAAGGGCCCCAGCCCUGCCUGUAUUCCAGUUAUUGGGGUUAGUAAAGUUGAUAUGCUACCUUUAAUCUAUACUUUAGUGUUUUUAAGCCACUGUGAACAUAGGGACACACACAGUCCUGCACACUCCUGACAGAAUCCACUACAGUUGCACCUUGUAUAAACAGUAGCACUUUGCACAUGACUUCCUGAGUUGGAAAAGGGGCUGGAAUUAUGUUAGGGUAGGGAGAUGGCUUGGGUAACUUGACUGUUCUUCACUGUAUUUCCUACUCCCAUAACUGGAGCUCUAUUCAGCUUGAAUCUGAUUUGCUGAUAAAGAGGCUGCUGCCUGGGAUCAGGACUGGUAUCUAAGCUGACAAGACUCAGCAUUCUUGGUUAAAGGUGAUGGUGCAGCUACAGCCCCUGUUCCAACUUCUUGUUGCUGAGUUCUGGCUCCAUUCCAUCCAUCAUUUCAAACAGCAUUGUGUAUAUAUAAAAUAAAAUACUUACAUAUAAAA